AUCAUCAGUACUUAUUACUUUUAUAAAUAAAAACCUGAAAUGUUGCAACAGAAGUUGUAGCGGUAGAGUAGAUUCAUCUUUUGUCAGACAACUCUUAUUUAGCUGCAGGUGGGAAGUGUUAAUGAACUUGGUUCCCUGAGUGUGUUGAUGGAAUCGAGAUGACUUGUUGCUUUAGAUAGUAGCUAACGUUAGGUAAAGGUUAAAAAGGCUGAAUCCUCUUUGUGUUCAUACUUGACACUGGUUGACCCUGUCAGGGAACUAUCUGGACGCUACCCCGCACAGGACGACUCAUGUGGCCCCUCUGACACCCUUGGUCCCCAUCUUUCGGAUCCUCUACAGCUCUUCAGUCCCCUUGACACUGCAACCAUGUCCAGCCAGACAGGAGUGACGCCCCCUCUACGCUUCGGCCAGGUGGUCAUUGGACCCCCCGGCUCAGGAAAAACCACCUACUGCCAAGGAAUGCAGGAGUUCCUUACUCACCUGGGCCGCAAGGUGGUUGUGGUGAACAUGGACCCUGCCAACGAAGGACUGCCGUAUUCCUGUGGGGUAGACAUCUCAGAGCUGGUCACUCUGGAUGAUGUUAUGGAGGGCCUGAAGCUUGGGCCCAACGGUGGGCUCCUCUACUGUAUGGAGUAUGUUGAAGCCAAUCUGGACUGGUUAGAGAACAAGCUGAAACAGCACAGUGAUUGUUACUUCUUGUUUGACUGUCCUGGACAAGUGGAGCUCUACACCCACCAGACCUCGGUGAAGAAUAUCUUCUCACAGCUGGCAAAGUGGAAUUUCAGGCUCACAGCGGUGCACCUUGUGGACUCUCAUUACUGUGCUGACCCAGCCAAGUUCAUCUCUGUGCUCUGCACCUCCCUGUCCACCAUGCUGCACGUGGAGCUUCCCCAUGUCAACGUCCUCUCCAAGAUGGACUUGAUUGAGCAGUAUGGCAAACUAGCCUUCAACCUUGACUUCUACACAGAGGUCAUGGACCUGACGUAUCUUCUUGAUCACCUGGCCGCAGACCCCUUCUUUAAAAAAUUCCACCGUCUAAAUGAAAAGUUGGCCGAGGUCAUACAGGAUUACAGCCUCGUCUCCUUCGUGCCCCUCAAUGUGCAGGACAAAGAGAGCAUGAUUCAGGUCUUACGGGCAGUGGACAAGGCCAACGGCUACUGCUUUGGAGACCUGGAGGAGAGGAAUCUGCAGGCCAUGAUGUCAGCUGCUGUGGGGGCAGACUUCCAGUUUGACUCCACUCUUGGAGUGCAAGAGCGGUAUGUUGAAACCAGUGGAAGGACUGUGGAGGAGGAAAUGAUGGACCUAUAAAUUGAAAAAAGCCCAAAUCAAAGGACAAAACUGGUUGCCUUUUUAGCACCAGUAUACCAGGGGAGUGUUGGCAACAUCCAUCUCACUUGGCCUGAAUUCUGAGCUUUAGUACAAAAGCAGUGGAGAGACAGAAACUAUAUUUGGGUGCUGAAGAUACUUGAAGGUUGCACCACAUAUCAUGAAAAUCACGAGGACGACUGAGGGGAGUAAAUGCCGAGCUUUUCUUCAGAUAUCAAUGAGAGUGGUGUUAUUUUUCCACACUUUGCUGUCUCUCUAGACGACAAUAAGGAAAUAUUUAAUAAAUGCCAAUAUGUUUUCUUAAAAUGUAUCUAAAGGCCCUUGUUUAGUUUCUAGAUGUGUACAGCCCUAUAUUUGAGGAAACUCAAGGACAAUUUCCAGGACAAGCAUCCAGCAGUGCAAGUCUAUACAGUCAUAUUCAUUCUGAAACAAUAAAGUGACGGCAA
Molecule: messenger RNA, 1772 nt
Organism: Morone saxatilis (striped sea-bass)
Lineage: Eukaryota; Metazoa; Chordata; Actinopteri; Moronidae
Gene: gpn2
Product: GPN-loop GTPase 2
Exons: 5
Coding region: 367-1308 (313 amino acids)
Cellular component (GO): cytoplasm
Molecular function (GO): GTPase activity
Source: RefSeq, a predicted model, not a curated record